Messenger RNA from Odocoileus virginianus texanus, 701 nucleotides. The record is from RefSeq and is a predicted model, not a curated record. NCBI's taxonomy places the organism in Eukaryota, Metazoa, Chordata, Mammalia, Artiodactyla, Cervidae.
UUCAGGAACAGCACCGGGCGGGGCGCGCGACGGUCCCCGCCAUGUCUGCAGCCAUGAGGCAGAGGUUCGACCAGUUCCUUCACCAGAAGAACUGCAUGACUGAUCUCCUGGCCAAGAUCGAGGCCAAGACCGGCGUGAACCGGAGCUUCAUCGCGCUCGGUGUUAUCGGGCUGCUGGCUUUGUACCUGGUGUUCGGCUAUGGAGCCUCUCUCCUCUGCAACCUGAUAGGAUUUGGUUACCCAGCCUACGUCUCAAUUAAAGCCAUAGAAAGCCCCAACAAAGAAGAUGAUACCCAGUGGCUGACCUACUGGGUGGUAUAUGGUGUCUUCAGCCUUGUCGAAUUCUUCUCCGACCUCUUCCUGUCCUGGUUCCCCUUCUACUACAUGCUGAAGUGCGGCUUCCUGCUGUGGUGCAUGGCUCCCAACCCUGCCAACGGGGCAGACCUGCUCUACAAGCGCGUCAUCCGGCCCUUCUUCCUGAAGCACGAGUCCCAAGUGGACAGUGUGCCAAGAAAGCUGCCGUGAAUUUACUGGGUGAGGAAAAGAAGAGCACCUAAGCCACUGACUGGAUGAAACCCUUCUGGCCUCUCGGUACCCUCCUAUUAGAGCUUGACAUUAUAUUAGGAACUGUGGUAUAUAGUCAUUUUAAUAAUGUUGCCUUGGAAACAUUUUUGAUAUAUUAAAAAGAGGAAUGUGUUGUAA